CAGCUCACACAAUAAAAACGAUUUUCCUUCUUUCAGCGAAACUCUUUCGUACUAGCGUAGUACAUAUAAUCCAAACAAUGCAAGCCCCAAAUUGCCCGGGUACCCCCAUCAUUUUUCCUCUCGUAGGCGAGACCUUCAUCCCAAAUUUUUACUUCGCCAUUCAACAGCAGUUCGAUAGGCGCCAACAGGGUCCUGUUUUUCUAGUUUCGAAGUGUUGAGAGCUUGAACAUGGAGACGAGUCCCGCCGGCGAAGAACCCACUUCGUGGGACGAACUGUACAACAUCAAUUUGAUGCCCUCCGAGUUGUUCCUCAAGUUUCGGAAAGAAAUUCAGGGAAUCCGAGUCGGUGUUAAUCUGGAGUUUUACAAUGCUCCAAGGAAUGAUUUUCAAACAAAGCUUGUGUUCAAGCCUCUAUCCCCAGAUCGUCGGUGGAAGUUUGUCUAUGAACCUAUACAUCAAGAUGUGCGCAUUCUCUCGAAAAAGAUUCCUGUCACAAAAUUCUUAAAUCUUCAGGUUGGUGUAGGCCACAAUUUUCAGUUAAAUGCAAUUGGUUGGAAAUGGAAGCUCACCACAUGUUUGGGUGGAGAUGGUGUAUCUCGAAUUAGAAAUAAGACCACUCUUGGACUUUGUCCAGGUGUAGAUUUUCGAUUUGGGUGGAGGGCUGAUUAUGUUCUUCCAGAAAUCACGGGGGGUCUUGGUUCUGAUGAGCCACUAUUCAACAUGAACUCUGGGCGGUUGCAAGCAUCGCUAGAUAGAGUGGAAGCCAUUUUAAGCUAUCCAGAUACUGUUUAGAGGAUAUUGGUGAAGAGAUGUACAGGUGCUCGGUGUCCUGGUGCUGUUCACCAAAGAAAGGCUUGACCUUUCGUCGCUGAGAUCACAGAGAGACCCGAAAGAGGCCGAAGUCCUGGUGAGGCUGGAGUGUGGGGUUUUGAUGGCUAUGCUGUUGAUAGAGUUGGUGGUGUUGGUGUUACGGGCACUGUGCACAGUUGCUGGGUAAGGGAGUACGAAGGGUUGGGCACAGAGAAGGACAUGGAGGAGAAGAAGUGGAGCAUGAGGAUCGCAAAAGUGGAGGAUCGUGAUUUUCCUAAGCUAAUGAGAUGAUGGUAAAUUUCUUAUCGGAUCGUUAUUUUACUAUCUACACUAGUAAAAUUUUAAAGAACUUGGUAACUUACUAAUUUAUUGGAAUGUUGGUAACUUCUUUAUAGUGUCAGUAGUUCACUAACCACACUUAUAAAAUGCGAAAGAAAUCGCCAACUUACUAAUUUAGCUUAAUUUCUUUCGCAUGUUGAUAGUUGACUAAACACUUGUAAAAUGUGGAAUAAGUCGGCAAGUUACUAUUUUAUUAGGACGUGAACAAAUUUGUUAAGGUGAAAAGAGCAUAAUUUGGGUAAAUUCUAUCUACAGGUAACUUUCGAGUCUCGUUGACUUCAGAUUUGUGGAUUAGCCAAAUGAAGUCUGCCUUUAGUCUUGUCACAGGCCAUUGGAUAGGGCAGAUUGGGUGUUACACCAUCAAACUUUGUCAUUUAAGAAGUAUCCAUAUUUGCACAAAUCAGACAAUGUCUGUGCUGAAAGCACAAGAACUGUGACUGAGCAGUCCUAAGAUUCUCUCACUCAAGUUUUCCUCACUGUUAGAGUAAGAAAACCCGGCAGGAUUUACAGGUGAACUAGCCAAUAGAAAUAAAAAUUUACUCGAGGCUUGAGGAA
Messenger RNA from Syzygium oleosum, 1704 nucleotides. RefSeq lists its product as uncharacterized. The record is from RefSeq and is a predicted model, not a curated record. The transcript has 6 exons. NCBI's taxonomy places the organism in Eukaryota, Viridiplantae, Streptophyta, Magnoliopsida, Myrtales, Myrtaceae. Bases 229 to 792 code for a protein of 187 amino acids.